Molecule: messenger RNA, 2707 nt
Organism: Puntigrus tetrazona (Sumatra barb)
Lineage: Eukaryota; Metazoa; Chordata; Actinopteri; Cypriniformes; Cyprinidae
Exons: 4
Coding region: 1-705 (234 amino acids)
Cellular component (GO): nucleoplasm
Source: RefSeq, a predicted model, not a curated record
AUGAGCCGAAAGCGGGUGCGGAAAGAUACUAACGUUAAUUCCCCUGACAAUAUCACCGGUGAUGAUUCAACAUCAACGAAAAACGACACACCUGCUCCAACUUACACACAUGAAAAAGAAAAAGGGGACCUGAGAGAUGAAACCAUUGCGAUUCUGAAAACUGAUAAACAGUUCCUCCAAGAAGAGUUGGUAAAGAAAGAUAGCUUUAUCAGGGAACUGAUAAAGAAAAACCAGAAGAAACCAGGUAGCCUAAAAGCAUCAAAGAAAUCUCCACGGAUUGCCAUUUCUAGUUCAGAGGAGGUCAUUGAUUCUGAUGAGUCUUCAAGCCUUUCAGACUCCUCCUUGAAGAGGUCAAGAGUAACUGGUAGCGUAACAAUAUAUAAUAAUAUUUCUCUUUAUUCAGUGAGGAACACCAGAGGCAUCAUUCGCAGAUACCUUGACACUCUAGAAGCCUUCAAGAAGGUGAAAUCCAUGAAAGCUGCAUUUGAUGCUAUUGGAGUGGACAGAAACACAAUUGCAAGAACUGCAAUUAUUGCAGAGCUGCAUCUGGCUGCACCUGAUGUUUUGAAGACCAUGGGCCAGUGGAACGACAAAACAGAGACACUGAGCAGAUUUAUUGGUAAAUGUCAUUCUGCACUGACCACUGAAAUUAAAGAAAAAAUUACUCAAAUGAAAGCAGAUGGAGAUCUGUUGCCUAUUGCUUGAUUUAUUUGUAAACUUAAACUGUCCUGUUGUGUAGAAAUGGACAGGUUUUGAAACUUCCUUUAGGAGAUGUAAACAGGGCUGCCUGGGUUAUGUCAUUAGAGUGGCCUGUUCAUUUGUUUGGCUUCACUCAUGUCUUUUGCUUAGCUAAGCAUUUUGUGACUUUGCAUAUUCUCAUAAGACAAAUCAGAGAGUUAGAAAAAUAGUUUACAGUUCUGUUGUUUAGCCUUUAGGUGAGCUGUUACUUUGCUUCUAUUUGAGUGUUUCCUAUUAGGUUAAUGCGAACUUCAGUGUGACCUACGUAGAGUUAGCUUACUGGAAAGCCUUGACAUUUUAAACAAUACAGUAUUGUUUUGUUGAUUUUUGUGCACAUUUUAUGUUACAUGUACUGCAAUAUAAAUGUUCACAGCUAAUAAAAAAUUAAGUUCAAAGCAAAUGUGUCAUAACCCAUUCAUGAUAUCUUAUGGAUGUUUAAAAGAAUACCUAACAUUUCUCACUUUACUUAAAGCAGACAAGGACCACUUAUAAAUAUUAAUACCACGUUAUAAAGCUUUUUAGAUGUUUAAAAGAAGACUUUGUUUUCAUCACUUUACUUUAAGCAGUUAAAGACCACUCAUAAUAUGUUCAUUGUGUGUUAUAAGUCAUCACACUCUUCGUUACACUAAAUAUUUAUAGGCACAAAUAGGUAAGUAUUAUGAUGCAUUGUAACUGUUUUUAUGAUUAUUUAUCAGAUGAUACGACACGUUAUAAUGUUGUUUAUAAGGCAUUAUGCAUGCAUAAUAAUGCAUUAAGAAUACCCUUAUGAUGUCUUAUAAAUGCAGGCUUCAUCUGGUGUUAUAAUGCAUUGUUCUCAUAAAAGUUAUAAGCACAAAUAGGUAAGUAUUAUAAUGUAUUGUAACUGUUGUUAUGAUUAUUUAUAAGAUGAUAUAACAUAUUAUAAUGUUGUUUAUAAGACAUUAUACAUGUAUUAUAAUGCAUUAAGAAUGCCCUUAUAAUGCAUUAUAAAUACAGGCUUCAUAGAAAGUGUUACCUUAUUUUAAUAAGAGACAAAAUUAUAAAAUUCUCAAAACUAAGCAAACUAUUUGUGUAAAAUAUAACAACCUUUUCUAUGUACUGUUGAUAAAUGAGGGCACUGGUAUCUGAGGGUGCCAAAAAUAAUACAUCAAAAUUGUCUUUAAAGUUGUUCAAAUGUUCUUAGCCAUGUGCAUUACUAAUAAAAAAUAAAUCAAUUUAAUUGAAGGAAAUGUACAAAAUAUCUUCAUUGAACAUGACCUUUACUUAAUAUGCUAAUGAUUUUUGGCCUAAAAGAAAAAUAGAUAAUUUUGACGCAUACAAUAUAUUGUUGGAUAUUGCUACAAAUAUACCUGUGCUGCUUAUGACUGACUGGAUUUGUGCUUUAGGGUUACAAACAUUCUUUAAACAGCCAGAGGUAGCUUGACCUCACUGGGAAGACCAUCUUCUGGCAAUAAAGUAAUGUCCAUAUGCCAGUAGCUCAAAGACAAUACGAUCGUGUUCAGUUAAACACUAUCCUUCGACAUAUUUAAAUGGUAGCCUAAAUUGUUUUCCACCCACUCUGUGUUGUUACAAUGUAACAAAUGUAAAAGUAUGUCUCGGUUUCUUGUGAAGCCCUCAUUACGCCAACUGAUGUCAUGGGGAACCCGAUAACCUCUUAGUUUAAGAAGAGACCAAUGAAAAUUCGCAAGUGAAUUGAAUUGAAUGCCAAGCCACCCUCCUGUAUAUAAGAUGGUGGGAUGCAACCACUCUGAGGAGUCAAGACACAACCCAGCAUUCAGGGCAGAUCAAAAUUGUUGCAAGAGGGACGUAAGAUUUGCGUUUCCUUCUUUAGGGCAUGAGGGUUGCACCAAUAACCAAGACACAAGUUUUCUUUUUGAAGUUUUCGUGAGCAACACAUUCUCACACCCAUCUCGUCAUAUACUGAAGCAUUGUUGGGACCACUUAACGUCGCUUUUUGACUCUCAAGGACCCUUUAGAUUAAUUUUAUGCC